Kogia breviceps (pygmy sperm whale) is the source of this 1979-nucleotide messenger RNA. RefSeq names its product pantothenate kinase 3 (gene PANK3). The record is from RefSeq and is a predicted model, not a curated record. Gene Ontology annotation, biological process: coenzyme A biosynthetic process. Gene Ontology annotation, cellular component: cytosol; nucleus. Gene Ontology annotation, molecular function: pantothenate kinase activity; ATP binding. NCBI's taxonomy places the organism in Eukaryota, Metazoa, Chordata, Mammalia, Artiodactyla, Physeteridae.
CCCUGGGCCGAGGCCUCGUCUCAGGCGCCCCCGCCCCGCCCUUGGCCCGCCCCGCCCGGCCCGAGGGGAGGAACCGGCCAGGCCUCCCCGCGCGGCCCAGCUACCUCCGGAGUCGCCGCCGCAACCUUCUGCGCGUCGUACCCGAGGCUGCCUCUCGCCCCUCAGGCCGACGCCAUGAAGAUCAAGGAUGCCAAGAAACCCUCUUUCCCUUGGUUUGGCAUGGACAUCGGGGGAACUCUGGUAAAGCUCUCAUAUUUUGAACCUAUCGAUAUCACAGCAGAGGAAGAACAAGAAGAAGUUGAGAGCUUAAAAAGUAUCCGGAAAUAUUUGACUUCUAAUGUAGCCUAUGGAUCCACUGGUAUUCGUGAUGUACACCUUGAACUGAAAGAUUUAACACUUUUUGGCCGGAGAGGGAACUUGCACUUUAUCAGAUUUCCAACCCAGGACCUGCCUACUUUUAUCCAAAUGGGAAGAGAUAAAAACUUCUCAACAUUACACACGGUGCUAUGUGCUACAGGAGGUGGUGCUUACAAGUUUGAAAAAGAUUUUCGCACAAUUGGAAACCUCCACCUGCACAAACUGGAUGAACUUGACUGCCUUGUAAAGGGCUUGCUGUAUAUAGAUUCUGUCAGUUUCAAUGGACAAGCAGAGUGCUAUUAUUUUGCUAAUGCCUCAGAACCUGAGAGAUGCCAAAAGAUGCCUUUCAACCUGGAUGAUCCCUAUCCACUUCUGGUAGUAAACAUUGGUUCGGGAGUCAGUAUUUUAGCAGUCCAUUCCAAAGACAACUAUAAACGAGUAACUGGGACAAGCCUUGGAGGGGGUACCUUUCUUGGUUUAUGUAGUUUAUUGACUGGCUGUGAAAGUUUUGAAGAGGCUCUUGAAAUGGCAUCCAAAGGUGACAGCACCCAAGCUGACAAGCUGGUCCGUGAUAUUUACGGAGGAGAUUAUGAAAGAUUUGGUCUGCCUGGUUGGGCUGUAGCAUCUAGUUUUGGGAAUAUGAUUUAUAAGGAGAAGCGAGAAUCUGUUAGUAAAGAAGAUCUAGCAAGAGCUACAUUAGUUACUAUCACCAAUAACAUUGGUUCUGUGGCACGAAUGUGUGCUGUUAAUGAGAAAAUAAACAGAGUUGUCUUUGUUGGAAACUUUUUACGUGUCAAUACUCUCUCGAUGAAACUUUUGGCAUAUGCACUGGAUUAUUGGUCAAAAGGUCAACUGAAAGCAUUAUUUCUAGAGCAUGAGGGAUAUUUUGGAGCAGUUGGUGCACUUCUUGGGCUGCCAAAUUUCAGCUAAAGCAUCGGGUUUCUCUCUGUUAAUAAAUGUCAUUCAAGAGGAACUGAAAACCAGAGGUCUUAUUACUGCAUUAUUUGUCACUGGGAACCAAAGGAUGAAAGAGUAGCACUAUUCCUGUUGAUUUUUAAGUGUCAGAAUGGUAAGCUGCUAUAUGUUGCCAUAUUAAAAAGAGAGCUCCAGUAAUGUGAAGUAUUUCUAAGUGAAAUGCUGUCCCUUCUGUAUAUAGCCAGUGUUAAAUCCUUAAAUGCAAUACAGCCUCUGAUUAAUGAGCUUCCUCUGAAAAAGAUUUUCUAUUUAUUUUAUUUUAUGUAGCCAACAUUACAGUACUGUAUGUUCAAACAUGAAUCUUAAAGUCUCAGAAAUGUUUAUCUCGUGAAAAGAAUUGAGUCUCAAUAUUUGUUACAAGUCUGUUCUAUGUGUGUUUUGGUUACUAGUAAGUGGACAGUAACAUACCCUAUAUCGAAACUUACUGAAAUGGCAAUCAAAGAUGAUCAUUUUUAUAUGAUUUUAGAAAUGUUAAAGCAAUAUUAAUUAUUCAUUACUGUUGUUUUCCAAACAUAUCUUCUCCCAAAAAGUAUGUUUAUGUGCUCUUUCCCCAGAAGUAUAACCUUUUUCAAAUGCCAUAAUUUAAUUGAAAUACUAUUGUUAAACAUUAGCUUGAAUUUUAAAAUGAAUCCUAGAAAAUGCACAUA